ACUCAUUUUGUGUUUACGUUUUACGCGCGGCCGGCCAAUCGACAGACCCAACGGCAUCCUUCACCCUCAGUGACCCCGACCAGUGGAGCGAAUAUUAUCCAAACCAGUAAGAUGGCAUCGACAGCGGGCAAAAGUUAUCCGACAACGUUGGAAGGAUUUGGAUAUGGAUUUACUGAAGAUGGAAAACUUCGGCAGCUGGACAAGGACACCGGAAAGCUGACAGACGAUGUAUUCGAUUUCAACAUCUACACCUCGGCUCAGGAAAAUCAAGCACACUACGAAGCCCUUGGGGAUGUCAUAACGGAAACCAUCUAUGAACGUUUGGAGCAGAAGGUCGGGCUGAAGCGACUCUACAUCCCGGACGACGUUCCCCCAGAAGCAGCAACCUUCGUUUUCAGCACCAAGGAAAAACUUGACCAGCCGAAGAAGCUGCUGGUUCUGAUCCAUGGUAGUGGAGUCGUUAGGGCUGGCCAGUGGUCCAGGAGUUUGAUCAUCAAUCACAGUUUGGAGUCGGGAACGCAAAUUCCUUACAUUGAGAAGGGUCGAGACCUCAACUACGAGGUCCUCUUAACCAAUACCAAUGAUAACAGUCGCAAAGUGGCCGGUGGAGGGAUGAAAUCAAUCAAGGGAAGUCGGAAUCCUACCGAACAUGCCGUGUCGGUUUUCGAGAAGUUUAUCAUUCCUAGCAAUCCGGAUGCGGUAGCAAUUGUUGCCCACAGCUACGGGGGUGUUGUCACCGUAGAACUCGCUCAGAAGUUUCCUCAGUUUUUCAAGGAAAAAGUGUUUGCCGUUGGGUUCACCGAUAGCGUACAUUCGUCUUCGUUGGUUCCGAAGGUGUUAACUGAGAUUGGGCGUAAUUGGGUAACAUCGAGAGAACCAAUUGACACACCCCUUUCAAUUUCCAAGACUGAUCUACCACGUUAUUCAGCCGGUAAGUUUUCAAUUUUUUUUUCAUUAAAGACUAUGGCAAGGAUGCAUGAUGAAAAGAAAUUACCUGCCACGGUCGCCAAAUGUGCAGACCUGUCCGGAGGUCCGAAGCUCGGAAGUAGCAUCAUUGAGCCACCGGAUCACUAA
This is a messenger RNA of Uranotaenia lowii, 1074 nucleotides long. Its product is annotated as FAM172 family protein homolog CG10038-like. The transcript has 5 exons. Gene Ontology annotation, molecular function: siRNA binding. Gene Ontology annotation, cellular component: nucleus. Bases 112 to 1074 code for a protein of 320 amino acids. Lineage: Eukaryota; Metazoa; Arthropoda; Insecta; Diptera; Culicidae. Gene Ontology annotation, biological process: regulatory ncRNA-mediated heterochromatin formation. The record is from RefSeq and is a predicted model, not a curated record.